Molecule: messenger RNA, 6829 nt
Organism: Phycomyces blakesleeanus NRRL 1555(-)
Lineage: Eukaryota; Fungi; Mucoromycota; Mucoromycetes; Mucorales; Phycomycetaceae
Exons: 21
Coding region: 1-6654 (2217 amino acids)
Biological process (GO): establishment or maintenance of microtubule cytoskeleton polarity; microtubule polymerization; mitotic spindle organization
Cellular component (GO): kinetochore; spindle pole body; microtubule plus-end
Molecular function (GO): microtubule plus end polymerase activity; microtubule plus-end binding
Source: RefSeq, a predicted model, not a curated record
AUGGCCUCUGCAGAAGAUGAUUUUACGUCUUUACCCUUGGUGGAAAGACUUGAACACAAGCAAUGGAAAGCACGAGUGUCUGCAUACACAGAACUCAAAGACAUCUUUCGAAAAACAAUUGACGACAACAUCUUCUCUACCUACGAAAGCUGCCUAAAGAAGAUCGCUACAGAUGCCAAUGCAGUCGCGCAGGAAACUGGUCUAAACGCCAUUUACGAGUUUGUUGACAAAGCUCCAAAUGCCACAAGUACUCGUGAAACUAUUGUACCUGCUUUGGUAGAAAAAUGUUUGGGUGCAACCAAGGCCGGCACAAAGCAAAGAGCAACUGACAUUAUCUUGCUCUAUGCAGAAAUAGACACUCCAGACCCAGUCAUUGAAUUUGUCAUGCCAGGUCUGAGCGCUAAACAACCAAAACUAGUGACUCAAGUGAUCACUGUACUCAAGGAUCUGGUGAGGACCUUUGGUAUAAAGAAAACAAGUCCAAAACCUAUAUUGAAAGCAAUCCCAAAACUAUUUGGCCACACUGACAAAAAUGUCCGAGCAGAGGCAUCUGCAUUGGUGGUCGAAUUGUUCCGUUGGAUAGGUGCAGCUAUCAAUACCUAUCUGUCAGAUCUCAAGCCAGUUCAAGUAAAAGAACUAGAAGAGAGCUUCACAAAAUUACCACCAGGGAAAGCUGUCCCUGAAAGAUUGAUCAGAUCAGAACAAGCCGCAGCAGAAGAAGAGGCUGCAGCAGAGAUGGAAUUACAUAAUGAAGGUGAUAAAGAAGAAGACGAACCAAUGGAAGACGUCGUGGAUGCAUUUGAUCUUGCGGAUCCAGUAGAUAUCACCAGCAAAUUACCAGAAAAUUUUAGUACUCUCAUUGCCUCUAAAAAUUGGAAAGAAAGAAAAGAGGCCCUGGAUGCUGUAUUUGAAGGGACGAAAACCCCACGUAUCCUAGACAAGGACUACACUGAACUAAUGGCUGCACUCACAAAGCGUAUCAAUGAUGCCAAUAUUUUAUUGGUUGGUCUGACAGCAAACUGCAUUGAAGCCAUCGCCUCCGGGCUCCGUACCGAUUUUGGAAAAUAUAAACCAGUGGUUACACCCACUCUGAUAGAGAAACUAAAGGAACGUAAACCAGCAAUUCUGGAGCACCUCACGAAUGCACUCAAUGCUGUGCUAGCUUCCGUGCCCCUUUCAGAAAUAUUCGAAGAUCUCGUUGUCGGAUCAAAACACAAGAAUCCACAGGUUCGUGGCGAGACAGCAAAAAUCCUGUCGCGGCGCCUGAAGGAGAUCCGGGAUGUGCCGUCAAAAACGGAAACAAAAGUAUUGGCAGAACUUAUGCUAAAGACCCUUGACGAUGCCGACGGAAGUGCCAGAGAAGCCAGUGCGGAGGGUUUGGGAACCUUGAUGAAGGUCGUCGGCGAAAAGGCAAUGGUUCCGUAUACCGACGGCAUGGAUGACAUCAAGAUGGCCAAGAUCAAGGAAGCAUUCUCAAAGGCUGUCGUCAAAGCCAAGGCCAAGGCCGCGCCCGUCAAGAAGCCUCCACCACCACCAAAGAAGGCACCUGCAGCUGUCAAGAAAGCACCCGCUAAACCAAAACCAGCACCCGAGCCGACCCCUGUGGCGAUGGAUGAAGAUGAGGAUGCAACAGUAAUCAGCCCACCCAAACGGAAACCUCCUGCGCGCCUUGCUGGAGGAAGCACCAAGAAGCCAGCGCUGUCGUCUGCGAAACCAAAACCAGCCGCAGCUCCUGCAGCACCGAAAAAGGCAGCCAAGCUCCCACCCUCGUCUGGCCCUGAAGAAGUGAAAUAUCGGUUCUCUGCCGAGGAUGCCGAGGCCCGCGUAAAUGAGUUCAUUCCAGAAGCCAUCUGGAAUGAUCUGCAGCAAGCCCAAUGGAAAGUGAGAUUGGCAGCAAUAGAAAGCCUGUACACCCAACUCGAGGCGGAUUCGGAUGUGGAACCCGAGAUUGUCAUCCGAUGCCUGUCAAAGAAGCCGGGCUGGAAGGAGAUGAAUUUCCAAGUCAUGGGCAAGAUGUUCGGCGUACUGGAACUCUUGGCUACUUCAUGUCCAAAAUUCUCAAAGGCUUGUGCGGCCAUCGCAAUUCCGGGCUUGGUUGAAAAACUCGGUGACAUCAAACUUAAAAAAAACGCGGGAGAGUGCUUGGUGGUAUUUGCCGAAAAGACAUCCCUUCAAUUUGUCUUGUCGCUAUCUUACCCUGUCUGGAAAAAAGCCAAAUCUCCAAAGGUUCUCUCAGAUUCCCUCCUCUGGGUUCAGUCGGUUCUGAUGGAGUUUGGCAUUGCUGGACUCCAGGUCCGAGAUCUUAUCGAUUUCCUAAAGAGUGCCCUGGCAAAUACAAAUGCUUCAGUCAGAACUAGUGCGGUCACCGUAUUAGAGGUCAAAUCGUUUGUACAAGAUGUCACGCCUGCUUUGAUGGCUAUAAUUGAUACUGAAUUCGACAAGGUGGCACAAAUGGAACCCCCAAAGCCGACCAGAGCAAUGGCCGAAGAUCCAUCGGGAUCAAGUGGUGGUGGUGGCGGUUCUGGUGGAGGUGGAGGUGGUGGAGGUGGUGCAGAUGCAUUGGACGCUCUAUUCCCUCGCCAGGAUAUUUCUAAUGCACUUGGUAAAGUAGCUGCAGAAUGUGGCGAUGCAAAUUGGAAGGUUCGCAAGGAAGGUCUUGAAAAAGUACUUGCCAUUAUCGAGGGUGCCAAUAAGCGGAUCAAGCCAAACCUUGGUGACUUCCCUAGUGUACUAAAGGCACGUUUGAAUGAUAGUAACAAGCUUCUUCAGAUCACUGCAGUCGAGAUUGCCGGUCUUCUGGCUGUGGCUAUGGGCAAGCCAUUCGACAAAUACGUCAAGAUACUGACAGGUCCUGUUACGGCCGUGCUGUCUGAUAACAAGGCCAAUGUCAGGGCAGCCGGUGUGGCUACCUUGGACAGCUUCAAAAAGACUUGUGGGCUGGAAUGCAUGAUGUCUACCUUCGGAACCAGUCUUGCCGCAGAAUCGCCUGUAUUGCGCAAGGACCUCCUAACAUGGCUGGCCGCGUCUUUCCAGGAAGAUACCAGUGUAACCUUUGACGCCGUGCCUCUCAUCACACCAAUCUUUUCUUGUCUUCAGGACCGGAACGCAGAUGUCAGAAAGGCUGCUCAGGCCUGCUUACCGACAAUCAUUUCCCAAGCCGGCUACGACACCGUAAUGCAAAAGUCCUCGGACCUCAAGGGCGCACAACGCCAGACAAUCAUGCCGUUUAUCGAGGCAGCCAAAGGUUCGGCCCGUGCGCAGGAACCCGCCGCCACAAGUGCACCCUCAAAACGAGCAUCCGAAGUCAAGCGCCCUGAAUCAGUCGCAUCAAACAAAUCCGAUGACAAACCAGCUUCUUCGUCUGCGGCAUCUUCUGGAAGUAGACUCAAGCCUGUUGCUGCACGUAAGAAAAUCGGGCUUCCACUUCCACGAUCAGGAGCCAAUUCAGCUGCUGCUGCUUCUGCUGCGGCUGCGGCUGCAUCAUCUCAGGAACCGGUUGUGGCGCCAAUUACGACAGGUGAUGUACGCGCCAAACAAGUGAGAGCCAAGAAAGAAAACCGAUGGCAGUUUGAUGCUCCUCGGCCUGACAUCUGUGACGCUCUGCGGGUUUUGUGCGAAGCCAACAUGUCAUCUGAGGUCUGCAAGCUGAUGUUUAGCACCAGUCAGUAUGCUGAAAAGGACCGCCUCAAUGCCCUGAACCUAUUGGAUGAGUGCCUGACUGCACCUGAACUCUCGAUGAACAAAUACAACAUCGACUACUCAGACAUGAAACCUCGAUACAUCGCCAAUGCAGAUCUUAUCUUCAAGUACCUGACCAUCCGGUUCUUUGACACCAGUACCAGUGUACUUAUCAAAUGUCUAGACAUCACCGAACACCUGGUGUCGAUUAUGGAUGAAGAGGGCUGCCAUCUUUCAGAGUAUGAAGCUAUCUCCUUUUUGCCCUUCUUGAUCAACAAGGUCGGCGACUCUAAAGAAGUUAUGCGAGUUCGGGUCCGUAACAUCUUCAAGUCCCUUGCUCCAAUCUACCCUGCCAGCAAGCUAUUCAACUAUCUACUCGAAUCAGCCUCGAGUUCAAAGAACGCAAAGGUGCGCUCCGAGUGUCUGGAAGAAGUGGGUGCACUGAUUCAGCGCAACGGUGUGUCUGUGAUGCUCCCCAACAAGGCUCUGCCUGCCGUGGCAGUCCACAUCGGCGACCGCGAUGCAAGUGUUCGAAAUGCUGCGCUGGGUGCCAUCGCUCAAGCCUACAUAUUGAUCGGCGACCCGGUGUUUAAGCACGUGAGCCGGCUGGGCGAAAAGGAAAAGGGCAUGCUUGAAGAGCGCCUAAAGCGGACAAAGCCUUCGCCUAGCGUUCUAGCAGAGAAGGAAAAGGCCCAAAAGGAAGCCGAGGAGAUGGAGGUCGAUGAGUUGCCGAGCAUUAGCCAGUUACCUCGUCUGCCACGUUCGCAGAUCGGCAAACCCCGAAGUGGACUCCAACCGCCCUCACAGCGCCAGGCUGCGGUAGUCCAGCAGCAACAGCAGCAGCAGCAGCAGCAGGUUUAUGAGCCUGAGCCAAUGGAAGAUAUCGAGAGUGAUUAUGGCCAACGCACACCUGACCCUCCACGUAUGGCCACUGCACCUACCACUGCUGCCACAGGAGGCUUUGCCAUCGGACUCCAGGCACCUUCUUCGGUGCGCCAGCUACGCCCGACCCAGCAACAGCAGACUGUCCAACAGGCCAUACAGCAGGACCGUGGCGAAUACAUUGUGGACUAUCUGAUUUCUCAGAUCACCAGUGGCGACCCACAGGCGAGUGUGGAUGCUCUCAAACAGCUGGAUAAACUGUUGGUCAACAAGCCGGAUCUGGUCAUGGCCGACAUCGAACCGUUGGUGAAUGCGAUCACUCUUCAGGUCCGCCUAGCCUAUUCUUCAAUUGAUGUCCAGAGAGUGUUCAGUACCAGACUCUGUAAGCACCUGGUGAAUGCGCUGGUCAUGUUGUUUUCGAACCGCGAACUGGCCUGUGCAGUGUCCCAGAAUGCACUCAACCUUUUGCUCCAAGAACUGGCCCACAGACUGCUUGACCAGAGAAUGCUGGCACUUGAGUCUGGCUUGCAGCUGUCAAAGGCACUCAACGUGGCCAUGGUAAAGGUGCUCGAAAACACUCAGCGCAACGCAACAUUUAGUGCACUUCUUUCUAUAUUGGGCCAAUGCUCUGCUGGUCUCCACCCAGGAGAUGAUCCACAAAACAAAGAAACCAAAUACACCGAGCUAGUGAUGAAAUGUUUGUGGAAAUUAGCCAAAACCAUCCAGGACAAUCUGCGAACAGGCGUACUCAAUGCAGACGAGCUUUUGUUUGAGAUCAACAAGUUCUUUGUCAUGACACCGCCUACAGAGUGGAAGCGACGAGCGGCAGAUAAUGUACCGUUGGGUGAGAUGCCGUUGCGAACAGUAAAGACGCUUCUGUUGGAACUUGUGAAUGGUUUGGGAGAUUCGAUCUUCCAGCACCUGACACUUAUUGAGGAUCCACCUAGAAGUAGUGUAUACCCAUACUUGCAUCACAUGCUUGAAGCGUGUCGCAAGAAAGAACAGACCAGACAGCAGCAAUUACAACAACAACAGCAGUCGCAACAAGGCGGAGGAGGAAUGCCAGAAGAUCCUCGGUUUGCUCAUUCUCGUAAUGCUUCUCUAAGUAGACCGGCCUCUGUGGGAUCUGCAAAAUCGAAUGGUGGUGGUGGAAUGAUGCGAGGACCAUCGACGGGGGGAGCUUAUGGGGCUGAAGAACAAUCAGAAAUGAAUUCAAGUCCUCCAAAUGUACCAGACAGUCCGUCUGGUCAAGGACAACAAGCACACCAAAAUAUGGGCAGCGGUUCGCCUAAUGCAUUAAGCUCACAGGUGCAGGCGAUGCAAGUAGACGAACCAUCCUCUGAACUCAAGCCACUAUCAGACCAUGAGAAAAACCGGUUAUUGACUCAGAUUUUCCAAAAGAUUGGUACACGAGAUCAAACCAAGCAGGGUAUAAUUGAACUGUAUGAAUUCCAAAAGAAGUAUCCUUCUGCAGAGGGAAAGGUUAAUGCCUUCUUGAGUCAGUCAGGAACAUAUUUCCAGAGUUACAUCCGGCGUGGUCUCAGCAAUUUGGCAGCCGAAGACAAUGAACUCCGGGCAUCGCAAGCCAUCACCAAUAACAAUAACAACAGCAACAAUAAUAAUACCAACAGCAACAACAACAACACGACCAAUAAUAAUGUACCUUCUUCUUAUUCGACCAUUUCAAAUGAAUUCCAAAAUGUCCAGCGCACUGUGUCUCCUCCCGUUCAUGCGCCGGCUGGAAUACAGGAUCAUAGAUUAGUAGGAGUGGACCAUCGAAUGGCUCCCGAUCGAUCAAAUGAAGCAGCCGAGAAAAGACAGUUAAUACUCAGAUUACAUCAAAAAUUCGGAUACAGGAUAGAUGCCGAAGAUGGUUCGGUAGCAGAACCAAUUCAACGUCAAGAAACCUCACCAGCAUACACAUCUUACCCAACACGACGAAUGUCUCCAUUGAAUCAUGAUACUCAGUCUUCUUAUCGAACCUCAACACAUGGUGAAACAGACAGAGCCUUGUCUGUGUCUGCUUUAAAGGAAAAAUUAGCUAAAAUGAAACAGGUCAUUAAUUCUGCGGCAUCUUCUGCAUCUAAUACUUGAUUUUCCUCUAUUAUUUUUCAUUCAUUAAUUCAUUCAUUGAUUUAUAUGAUGCUUUAUGAUAAUGAUAAUGAUGACGUAGUUACUCUUCUCUCUAGUUUCUUUUUCGCCUCACAAAAUAUUAUAUACAUAAAAAACAAAUAAGCAAACAAAAUAAAUCAAUCAAUAAACAAAAAGG